Lolium perenne is the source of this 531-nucleotide messenger RNA. NCBI's taxonomy places the organism in Eukaryota, Viridiplantae, Streptophyta, Magnoliopsida, Poales, Poaceae. The record is from RefSeq and is a predicted model, not a curated record.
AUGACGAUUGCUCUUUUAAUAGCAAGAUCACUAAUUUGGAGCACAGUUGAUAACUGCAAGAGACCAUAUCUUGAGGAUAAGUCCAUGACUCUGAGGUCUGCGAGCCAUGGCCAAAUCGCGUCCCGCUCCGGCCGCCCCCGCCCCGCUCCGGCCGCCCCCGCCCUGCCGCCGGCCGCCUCUGCCCGCCAUGGCCUGGCCGCCCUCGCCCGCCACGCCCCCGCCACGGCCUGGCCGCCUCGUCUCCCGCUCCGGCCGCCCCCGCGACGCCUCGGCCCCGCCCGCCACGCCCCUGCCCCCGCUCGCCACGGCCCGGCCACCCCCGCCCCCGCCCGCCACGGCCAGGCCUCCGCCGCCCUCGCCCUCGCCGCCACGGCCAGGCCUCCGGCCGCCCCGCCCGCCACGGCUCGCUGCUGCUCGUCGCGCCCUCCGGCCUGCUGCUGCUCGUCGCGCCAUGCCAUGCACCGGCCUCCGGCCGCCACGGCCCCGUCACGCGACGCCGCCUCGGCCGCGACCGGCGCGAUGAACAGUUGA